AUGGAGAACAACAAGGGGGUGGAGUUCGUGGUGGCGCUGUACAACUACACCUCGCGCAAGGAGACGGAGCUGUCUUAUCGAAAAGGGGAUGUGCUCGCCCUCCUCCGGCCGCCGGACGACUCGGGCUGGUGGUACGGUCGCCACGCCACCGCGGACAGCGCGGCAGCCUCCGGGGGUGGCGUAGUCGAGGGUCUGUUUGCGCACAACUACGUGAAGCCCAUCGAGCUCCAGCUGUACGUGGGCAAGCACGCGUUCAAGGGCAAGGGCGACGACCCCGCCUACCUCCCCUUUGCCCAGGGCGACGUGCUCGAAGUGGUCCUACCGGACUCAAGCGGCUGGUGGCUUGCGCGCAGGGCCGGCGGCAGUCGGCUGGCGCUCGUGCCGGCCAACUACAUCGCCGUCGCGCCCCCCAAGGAAGAGGACAAGCAAGCACUCCCACAACCGCAGCAGACGCAACAACCAACAGCAGCCGAGUCUGCGCACACCAUCGACCAAGGCAGCACCUCCGAUGAAGAAGCCCAAGAGCAGCCUGCUGUGGUGAGCGUGAGCGCCGCAGACGCAUCUCGCGAGGCGGAAGUGGUCCAGGCAGCAGCCUCGUCGCCGGCGGCGUCGGCCACAGCGGUGCCGGGGAGGACCGAGGAAGGGCAGCUGCUCCCUGCCUCUACGGAAUUGGAGGCUGCCCUCGCCCAACUGCUCCCCUCGCUCAACGCGGGGGCAGAGGCGUCGACGGAUCUGGUGCAGUUCCUGCGCGACCAGCUCCAGCGACGCGAACAGUUCACCGCUCAGUUGGCCGGCAUGCUUCAAGCCGGCGAUCCCAGCCUCACGCACUCUGGUUGA
This is a messenger RNA of Acanthamoeba castellanii str. Neff, 837 nucleotides long. RefSeq names its product SH3 domain containing protein. The coding region runs from base 1 to 837 and encodes 278 amino acids. The transcript has a single exon. Gene Ontology annotation, molecular function: protein binding. Lineage: Eukaryota; Discosea; Longamoebia; Acanthamoebidae. The record is from RefSeq and is a predicted model, not a curated record.